This is a messenger RNA of Epinephelus lanceolatus (giant grouper), 6235 nucleotides long. RefSeq names its product transmembrane protein 131 (gene tmem131). Lineage: Eukaryota; Metazoa; Chordata; Actinopteri; Perciformes; Serranidae. The record is from RefSeq and is a predicted model, not a curated record. Gene Ontology annotation, cellular component: membrane.
GAAGAAGAAGAAGAAGAAGCGAGGCCAACGUCCUGUUCAGUAGUUAGCUGCUGCUCAGUUUUUUUUCCCCUCACGGCUAUGAUUGACAGAGUCAGCAGAGGUUUACACGGGCAUGUCCGCUCACUCGCUCGGUUGUUAUCGUAACAGACAGAACUGCAGCAUGGCGAGUCAAGAAAGAGCCCAGAGUUCUCGCCACUCAAACACAAGAACAAGAACACCAUGUAUCGGAUUAUUGAGGAUGUUAUUUAUUGCUUUUAUUCACACGACGCGGGCCAAUAAACAAGCAUUCAUUCAGUCAGACACAAUUCUAGAAGUUUUACAUUUUGGUGAGGGAAGCCUUUUACAGGCAGAUUCUGACAUUGAUUUUAGUUUAUAUCACCAACAAAGCACGUCCCCGCACCGUGGGAACUGCCGCCCUAUACGAUUUGAACCUCCAAUGUUGGACUUUCAUGAACAGCCCGUUGGAAUGCCAAAAAUGGAGAAAGUUUAUUUACAUAAUCCUAGCUCAGAAGAAAUUAGUUUGAUAUCAAUAUCAGCAACAACAGCACAUUUUCACGCAUCCUUUUUCCAGAAUAGGAUAAUUCCACCAGGAGGGAACACGUCAUUCGAUGUCGUGUUUCUCGCUCGAGUAGUUGGGAAUGUAGAAAACACUUUAUUUAUUAAUACAUCACAUCAUGGAGUGUUUACAUACCAGGUUUUUGGGGUCGGCAUCCCAAACCCCUACAGACUGCGGCCCUUCAUCGGGGCUCGAGUCCCAGUAAACAGCAGCUUCUCACCUUUAAUAAACAUCCACAACCCGUUCAGUGAACCACUGCAGGUUGUUGAGAUGUACUCCAGUGGUGGGGAUCUUCAUCUAGAGCUUCCCACAGGUCAACAAGGAGGCACUGGAAAAUUAUGGGAGAUUCCUCCAUUUGAGACAAAGGGGGUGAUGAGAGCCAGCUUCUCUUCGAGAGAUGUCGACAACCACACGGCUUUCAUCAGAAUCAAAACCAAUGCCCCCAGUGAGGACCAAUUCAUCAUCCUCCCUGUAGAGGUGGAGGUCACAUCAGCCCCUGGUAUAUACUCCUCCACAGAGAUGCUUGACUUUGGUACGCUGCGAUCACAAGAUCGUCCAAAACUGCUGAAUCUACACCUUUUAAAUUCAGGAACAAAAGACGUUCCAAUUACAAGUGUACGUACAACACCAUCAAAUGAAGCAGUCACAGUAGAUUUCAAAGCAGUCACACUGAAAGCCGGGGAGAGCCGAUAUACCAAAGUUGCAAGUAUUAGUUUUGACGCUUCAAAAGCAAGAAGACCAUAUCAGUUCUCUGGUAAGAUAACUGUCAAAGCGAAAGAAAAGAGUUACUCCAAGCUUGAAAUCCCUUACCAGGCAGAAGUUUUAGAUGGCUACCUGGGCUUUGACCACACAGCAACAUUGUUCCACAUCAGGGACAGCCCCGUCGACCCAGUGGACAGACCCAUCUUCCUCACAAAUGCCUUCAGCUUUGCAAUCCGGAUACACAACGUGUCCCUGCCUGAAGAGGCUAAAACCAUGUUUAAUGUGCAGAACUUCAGCGCGCCCAUCCUUAUUCCCCCACACGAGUCACGUUACAUCUUCUCCCUCCUCUUCCGGCCAGUGCGACCCUCCAUUCACAUAGACAGCAACAUCCUGCUCAUCACAAAUGCGUCCAAGUUUCACCUGCCUGUCCGAGCUUACACGGGCUUCCUGGAGCCUCUGGUCCUGCCUCCCAGUCUGAAGGAGAACAUCCUGGACUUUGGCGUUCGCAGUGCAACAGACACCAGCAGCAUCACAUUUGUGGUGGUGAACAGUAAUCCCAUAGAGCUGGAGAUCAAGUCCUGGCUGGUGACAGGAGACAGCCUGUCCAUGGAGCUGCUAAAGACAGAGAAAGGAAACACAACAGUGGCCCUGAGUCGCCUGAGAGAGCUGCAGAACACCUCAGCCUCCAAUCACAAAACAGUGAUACUAGCAUCUGGCUAUUAUGCAGCAUUCAGAGUGACACUUGUGGCCAAGGCACUGGAGGGCACGUAUGAUGGAGCCAUACACAUAACCACAGACUAUGAGAUAUUAACCAUCCCAGUUAAAGCGCUCAUCGCUGUCGGUACAUUAAACAGCUCUCCCAAGCACAUCGUUUUACCACCUUCAUUUCCAGGGAAAAUUGUUCAUCAAAGCUUCAGCAUACAGAGCUCUUUUACUCAGAAAGUGAGGCUACAGCAGAUCCGCUCCCUGACAGAAGAUAUACGCUUCUAUUAAAAACGGCUCCGCAACAACAAAGACGAGCUGGAGCCAAGACGUAAAUCAAAGGUGGCUAAUAUUUAUUUUGAUGCCAGCUUGCAGUGUGGUGAUCACUGUUAUGUGGGGCUGCCAUUUGUGCUUAAAUCUGAGUCAAAGCCUCACGGGCUCGCGCUCCAGGAGGAUAUCUGGGAUGCUGACGUCGAUCUUCACCAGAAACUCCUCAGGCGAUGGAAAGAGCUGAAAGAGCGCUCGGGCCACAAGAUUGAAGCCGUCUUUGAAGUCAACACUGACCUGCAGAAAAAUGUGCAGGCUAAAAUAACGGCACACUUGACCUGGCCCUCACUGGUCAACUCCUCGCAGCGAAUUACAUUCCCUCUGACCAACACAAACAGCUCCUCUGAGGAGGAGGUGAUUCUGCAAAAUCCAGCCGACGUCCUUGUCUAUGUCCAAGUUCUCCCCCUGGCCCUGUUACCCAGCCCCUCUGUGUUUACUGGAAAGCUGGCUGACAGGCUUCCAUUAGCAAAUUUGUCCAACAUCAACAUUGAAACAAACACCUUAGAGUUCCAGGUUCACAGAAAUCAAACAUCCCUAAUGAAGAGCAGUACAGGGUUUGUAGAGGGAUCAACCAGACCCUUUGUGUAAAACCUCCUCCUGCUGCCCGGAGAAGUCAAGUCGUUCAGCGUGAGGUUCACUCCCACCAGCAACCACAGUGUCUCCUCCCUCCUCAUAGUCAGGAAUAACCUGACUGUGAUCGACACAAUCGUACUUCACGGCCGAGGUACGACGGAGAGCCUUAAAGUUGCAGGGAAGCCUCCGGGACAGGGCAGCUCGCUGAGGUUCAAGAUGACCGAGGCGCUGCUGAAAGACUGCACAGAGAAGACAAAAGUCAAGGAGCCAAACUUCACCCUGAAAAGAACCUUCAGGGUGGAGAACACGGGCCUGCUCCCCAUCACCAUCAGGUCGGCAGAAAUCAACGGACAAGCUUGUGAAGGAUAUGGAUUCAAAGUUCUCAACUGUCAAGAAUUUGCACUUAAGCCAAAUGCUUCAAAAGACCUCAUCAUACUGUUUACACCCGACUUCACCUCAUCUCGAGUGAUCCGGGAGCUGAAAUUGGUGACAUGUGGAGGCUCUGAGUUUGUGUUUGUCCUGAACGCCUCCUUGCCCUACCACAUGUUAGCUGCAUGUGCAGAGACCCUGCCCAGACCGAGCUGGGAGCUGGAGCUCUACAUCAUAGUGUCUCUCAUUAUGAGUUCCAUGUUUCUGUUGGUGAUCGCCACAGCCUACCUGGAGGCUCAGAGCAUAUGGGAGCCUUUCAAGAGACGUGUCUCUGUGGAGUCCAACUCCACCUUGGAGACUGGGAGACCAUUUAAUCUCAGGGACAUUGUGCAAAUGGACAGUGAUUCAAAGUUGAACGAUUACGGCGACCCUCCCCAGAACUCCAGAGGAGUAUAUGCGUCCAGCAACGGAGCAGCUCGGGUCGGAGGCCGACAGGGCAACAGUCGCACCUUGUCCGACUCAGACAGCCAAGAUAAGAGGUCCAGGAUCGGCUUCAGCCGCCCAACUAUGCAAGCAACUUCCUCGCAACUGACCAAAGGAAGUGCAACCUCAGGCCAAGAAGGCCCUCCAGCUGGCUGCCAGCUCACCAACCGAAAGGCUCGGAGCACCAAACAACUGGACCUCCAGGGUCAAAGUUUAGCCGGGUCAUCGCUGCCUCACAGAGGCCUCUGUCCUGAGGAUGCAGAAUACGCCAACCUGAUAGGAGCCAUGGACAACGACCUCGACCGUCCAGAUUCACUCAGUGUGUUGGAAUCCAAAGGGAAGCUGCGAGGCAAAACAAAAGCCCAGAGGAAGAAGGAAGAGAAAGAGAAGAAAUCCACAGUAAAGACUCAGGGAGACGAGCUCAAAGAUAACCUGGCCGAUAACGACGACAGCUCCUCCACCACCACAGAGACCUCCAAUCCAGAUGUGGAGACAAACAUCAAAGAGGAACCAGUGAAAAAGAAAGGAAGAACAGCAACAACAGGAAAAGUGAAAGAAGAGACUUCAAAUUUCCUAAUCAAACCCAAAACCAAGAAACAAGGAACCAUAAAGAAAGAGAGCCCCGUAGAAAAAUCCAGUUCUCUGGAGCUGCCAUAUGUCACACCGCUGGAGAACAAACAGCGCAAGAGCUUCACAUCCAAAGCUCUGCACCCUCUCACCAACAUCCCAAAGACAAGACCGCUGCAGAAACAGAGAUUUGAUGGGAAGCUGGAAGAAGGGCGCCCCUCUCUGUUGGCCAAACUGUUGUCCAGCGGUCCAGUGCCAGAGUUGGGCCACAGCAGCAGCUCUGAGGGGGAGAAGGAGUUUGCUUCUCCAGAGUGGGAUGUACCACUUUCCAAAAACAGCGUCCAAGCAGAUAGUCUUCAGCAGAUCUCCCUCCAGACAAUAAACGCAGACCCUUUCCUGAAGAGAUCCGUCACAGCAGGGACCUGCUCCCCUCCACCCACCUCCCCCAGCUUACUGUCCAGAGGCACCUACAGCAGCGUGCUCAACAGUAGCAGUGAGGGAAACCAAAAGAAGGCCCCAGGAAAUAAACUGUCUGCAGCCACUCCACUCCCAGGCAAAAAUGGGAACCCCACCUUCGCUGCUGUAGCUGCUGGUUAUGAUAAAAGCCCUGGUGGCUCUGGCCCAGGUAAAACUGACAGCCAGGGGAAGAGUCUGGCACACAUGACAUCAGUGGAAAGUGACAGCUCUGACAGCUCUGGAUUGUGGAGUCCCAUUGACACAGCCAGCAGUCCAAACUUCCAUUCGGCAAACUCAUUCUCUGCUUUUGGACCCAACAAUUCCUUCAACCUGACAGGAGUUUUCAGUGGAAUGAAUCUCCCAAAGUCAUCAGAGCCUCAGCAAAGCUGGCCUGAGUUCACCUCCGCCUCCGCCUCCGCCUCCUCCAUCUGGGACAUACCGAGCAGUGACUCUCUGCACUCCUGGCCCAGCAGCUCCAGCUCACCGACUGCCCCAACAGUAUCACUCCUGGGAAACACCCGCAAUCCCUGGUCUGCAGCCACACCCUUCGGCAGCUCCAUUUGGUCAACAAGCGCAGAUUCAGCCUUACACCCUUUCCCUCCAACGACCAACUCAACAACGCUCACUGACCUGGUCAGCAGUCCCGCCCCGUCGCCGCCAACUUCAACGGAGAUGAGUCGGACCUACAACCCGUGGAACAUGUGGCGCCCCACCCUGAGCAGGCGCAGCUCUGAGCCGUGGCCCAGCUCCUCUGACAACGGCAAUUAAACUGCACAUGACUGCACUUAACAGAAGCACAUCAUGGAUUGGAUGUACUCUGUACGCUAAAUCUAAUUCUUUUAUAAUCAGAGAAUCCCAACAGAAAGCAAUGUUACCUGAAGUGUAAUGGGUUGGGUAGCCCAGUGCUGUAGGCUACCAGCCCCGCAAUUUAGUUCACUGCAGCUUUUUAUUCAUGGGGGGCAGAACUUUUUAUUUGGAUUUGUUUUAACAGGUGCCCCUAAAUUAAAAAUGGUAAUAGCAUGGUAUGUUAACGCCAGUGCAGACAUUUUUGCUGUUAUAGAAAGGCUGGUAGUGCUGCAUUCCUUCUCAAAGUUGGGUACACGGCGCGGAGUCUCUGGUGUUCAGUAUUAAUGUUGGAACAGAUGUCUUCUUUUAAGCCAUCAGUCUUCUUUUCACAGUCAUUUUGGUUCUUAUUGGUUUCUUAUACAGAUUGGUUUGAAAAAGUCAAAUUCGCAAACAUCUGCGUCUAAAUCAUUGAACUAGUCUUUUAUUUGGCAGCAGCGACCUUUCAUAAUCUGAAAUGUGAUUCUUCAGAGCACCAACGGCCCCAAAAGCUUCAUGGACAUUCAUGUUCCCAUUUUAAAGCGGGCUCUGCCCUGAUAAUAUCAAGAAGCCUUCGGUGAGAAUUAAUUGGUGAUCAAAGAACACUUGCGUUUGAGGUUUGUAUUGUACAUCACCUCUAUUUGUCAGCAAAUUUAAAUAAAGGAUUUCAGCAGAACA